ACGAACUCAUCAAUGAAGUAUUUCCGAUCAUUGAUAAUCAUAAAAACAAAAAAUGGUUGAGUGAGCGAGCAAUUUUGGCAGCUAAGAACAAAGAUGUGAAUGACUUAAACUUUGUAAUUCAAAAUCAAAUCGUUGGUACUCUGCAUACAUUCAAAUCUAUUGACUGUGUAACAAACGAAGAAGAAGCUACCAACUAUCCAACUGAAUUUUUGAACUCCUUAGAUGUGCCUGGCUUACCACCGCACAAUUUACAAUUAAAGAUUGGUUCGGUAGUCAUUAUGCUUCGAAAUCUAAACCAACCAAAACUAUGCAAUGGAACGCGUUUAGUGAUAACAAAACUGAUGGCCAAUGUGAUUCACGCAAUGAUACUCAAAGGAAAAUUCAAAAGUGAUGAAGUUCUCAUUCCGAGGAUUCCAAUGAUCUCAAUCGAUAUGCUCUUUGAGUUUAAACGAAUUCAAUUUCCUAUUCGGCUUGCAUUCGCUAUGACUAUAAAUAAAUCACAAGGUCAAUCCUUUAGUGUUUGUGAUCUGAAUCUAGAAAAUGCAUGUUUUUCACAUGGUCAAUUGUACGUGGCAUGUUCACGUGUAGGCAAACCAUCUGCUUUAUUUGUUCUUGCGCCUGAUAAAAAAACAAAAAAUAUC
This is a messenger RNA of Teleopsis dalmanni, 641 nucleotides long. RefSeq names its product ATP-dependent DNA helicase pif1-like. The annotation marks the transcript as partial. The transcript has a single exon. NCBI's taxonomy places the organism in Eukaryota, Metazoa, Arthropoda, Insecta, Diptera, Diopsidae. The record is from RefSeq and is a predicted model, not a curated record.